Lynx canadensis (Canada lynx) is the source of this 2672-nucleotide messenger RNA. RefSeq names its product sperm associated antigen 16 (gene SPAG16). NCBI's taxonomy places the organism in Eukaryota, Metazoa, Chordata, Mammalia, Carnivora, Felidae. Gene Ontology annotation, cellular component: axonemal central apparatus. The record is from RefSeq and is a predicted model, not a curated record. The coding region runs from base 30 to 1199 and encodes 389 amino acids. The transcript has 10 exons. Gene Ontology annotation, biological process: axoneme assembly.
UAGGGAGGCAGCCGGCCGUUCCGCCUCGGAUGGCUGCUAAGCAAGGACUGCCCACCUUGGCCCUGCGGGUCCUGGAAGAAGCGAUGGGCAUGGGCUUGACGGCUGCUCGGGACACCGCGGAGGCGGUGGCCGCCGAGGGCGCCUACUACCUGGAGCACGUCACCGUAACUGAGGCAUCUGAAGAUGAUUAUGAAUAUGAAGAGAUACCAGAUGACAAUUUUAGCAUUCCAGAAGGUGAAGAAGAUCUGGCAAAAGCAAUUCAGAUGGUCCAAGAACAGGCUACAGAUACUCAGAUUUUGGAGCAGAAAACAGUCCUUCCUUCAAAGCAACCAGUACCUGAAGUAAUAGAAGACUUUCUCUGCAAUUUCCUAAUCAAAAUGGGAAUGACCAGAACUCUUGAUUGUUUUCAGUCUGAAUGGUAUGAGUUAAUACAGAAGGGACUAACUGAACUUAGAGAUCUUGGGAAUGUUCCAGAUGUCUACACCCAGAAUAUGCUUUUAGAAAAUGAGAACAAAAAUUUGAAGAAAGACUUGAAACACUACAAACAGGCAGCUGACAAGGCUAGAGAAGACCUGCUGAAAACUCAAAAAGAACGUGAUUUUCAUCGAAUGCACCACAAGCGAAUAGUCCAGGAAAAAAACAAGUUAAUUAAUGACCUCAAAGGGUUGAAGUUACAUUAUGCAUCUUAUGAACCAACUAUAAGGGUGUUACAUGAGAAGCACCACACUUUACUGAAGCAGAAAAUGCUGACCUCUCUGGAAAGAGACAGAGCAGUUGGGCAGAUUUCUGGGCUUCAAGCAACAUUGAAGAAUAUGGAAAUAGGGCAUAAUUACCAUGCUUCUGAAAUUAGAGUUGUUCCUAACCAUGAAAAAGAAAAUGCACUGGAAGGUCCUACUCAGAAAGGUCUUCGUGAAGCCAGGGAGAAAAACAAAAGUAACACAAAGAUAAAAGAUAAUACAAAGGCCUCCUUCAACAGAAAUCAAGAAGGAGCCUGUGAGCUCAGUGCAGGAUCAACACUCUGUCAGACUCCAUACCUCUUCCAUCAGCGGGAGUGGAGAGAGAACACUCAAACUUGGAGUAAGACCACACCUCUGCUGGACACCAUUGGCAGGAGACAACAGAGUACCCGAGCACAUAGAAUAAGACCACACAUAUACAGGACAUGGUUUUGUCAGCAGGAGCCAAAUGAGAGCUUCUGAGCAACACAUGUUUCUGUCCUGCUCUUCUCUAAUCCUCUCUUUCUGUAACGGUGUGCUUUUUAGUCUUUAUGAGGAGCUCAGGACUCCCAGGUCAUUUACUCCAGAAUACUAAUUCUCCCUAAAGUUCCUUAUAUCACUUUCUCUGAUCCAAUCUCUUCUUACUUUUCCUGACUCUGAAACUUUUUCUCUGUACUGUUUGCAACUCAAGAUAACUGGUCAGCAAAAUCCUCUGUAUUUUUAACUUCUACUGUGAAUGUUACCUUCCCCUUCUGUGCUAAUGGGAAUUUAGCUUUUCCCUAGUUAUAAUUUUCCUGCAGACAGUGGUUACUAGUAAAUAUAACAAUCAGUUCUUUGGAAGAAACACCUUGAUUUGUAGUGUUUUCCAGUUUCUGUGCUAUAAAUACAUCAAAGCCAUUCAUCUACCAUCAUAAUUUACCAAAUGUGUAGUUGGGAAGUUAUGUCCACAGUCAACAAUCAUGAGCUAAUAUGAGCCAGCUCCAGCUCACCCUGGCCUGCGGCACUUCUAAAGGGGAACUUUUCUCUAUUCUCCACUCAACUAUAACAUUGGACCUGGAGGUAAGAUAAGUGUCCCCUAUGCUUCUCAUUUCUGCUUUCAGUCCCUUUCCUCUCCUUCCUUCAUGAAAAUACUCUGUCUUAACUCUCAUAUCAUCAGAUUGUCCUACUCACUAUAACUUUUUAAUAAGGCACUUCUUCUCAGGUUUUUUUUUUUUUUUUUUUUUUGUAAAUUAAAUCCCUGUGACAUUGUUACUUUCUUAAGAAUGAUACCUGCUAGAAUUCUUCAUGACUCUGGACUUUCAGUUCCUUGAUAGCCUCUCCUUUAGGGAUCCUAUUCUGUUCUCAGUCACUCACUUUAUGGUUAUUUCCUAGGCCUUGAUAUUGGCAAGAGCUGCCAUAAUUUUUAAUUUCUUUUGCUGUUUGAACCUCAUCUUCCCAAUCCCUGCAUGUUGAGGUGUUCCAGACUUCAGUUCUGGGCCUCUUCCAUUUAUUGCCAUGACUCUCUAGGUGAUCUCAUCCAGUCUCAUGGUUUUAAAUUACCCAUGUGUUAACAACUCCUUAAUUCACAUCUUAGACUGAGAUCUCUUUCUGAACUCUUGUUUUAUAUGUCCAACUGCAUACUCGACACAUGCAAUUAGAUAAUUAAUUCCCCUCUCAAGCUCUAUCUUUUGGAGUUUCCUCCAUCAUAAUUACUGGGAACUCCAUUCUUCUAGUUACUUAGGAGGAAAGUUCCAUCUUUCCUUUCCACUAACACUGUUGCCCUCUGUUAUUUUGUUUUUGUUUUUGUUUUCGUCACCUCUAGUUUGAACUAUUACAAUAGUGUCCUAACUGGUCACUCUGCUUUGUCUUUGUUUUCUUUCAGUCUUCUUUGAACACAGAAGCCAAAGUGAUUUUCUUAAAUCGUAAGUCUUUCUGGGGCACCUGGGUGGCUCAGUCGGUUGGGUAUUCAACUUUGGC